UUGAAGGGUGCAUUCUUCUUGGGCCCAGAAAAGCUUGAAGAGCGUUUUAGCCAGCUCCCUGUCUGACUGCAAUCACUGGUUCGGCGAGCCCACUCUCUCUCUCUCUCUCUCCCGUCUUCCCUGCUUUGCUGAAUACCUCCGUGCCCCUGAGUAGCUGUGUGGAUGUGCCGCUCACUUUGAAGACCAACACGACAGGAUCCCGUUGAACAAGAUCUCUAUCCCCGCUAGCUGCCGGAGGAGCAGCAGCAGCAUCUGCUGUCACUCUCAGCGCAACCGGCAACAGAAGCAGCACGAGAAGUCUCAACAUUGUACCAGGUCUACUUUGCAGCAGCAGCAACAGCAGCAGCAGCAACAGCAGCAACACGACCAGCAACAGCAGCAGCAACACCAGCAGCACAAGUAUGGAUUCGCCAGUCAAGCUGCUCAGCUACCGGCAGCGCAUGUCGACACACAUCGACCAGCAGCCCAUGCAACUCCGCCAGUCAUCCUCCUCCUCCGACUUCCAGUCCUCCGAGAGCUCGCGCUACUCGACGGCUGUCAGCAGCUCGGACGCGGAGAUCAGCUCGGCAACACAGAGUCCAUUGCGGCACCGGCAGGCAUCCGGUGGCUCGCGCCGAAGCACGACGUCGUCAUCGCUGUCGUCGCUGUUUCACAAGCUGAGCCUGCGCCGCUCCAGCACAGCGUCCAGUUUCGACCUAUCGCCUCAGAGCGACCUUUAUCGCCACGGCAGCCGUGCCGCUGGCUGCUGUGAGUCGUCGGACGAGGACACCAUGCUAUCGAGGCUGAAGAAGAAGUCCAAGAGCGUGGGCAACAUGCGCCGUAAGAAGAAGACCGCCAUGCGCCGCCAGCCGGCCACGUCCGACCUCAUGGAUGCGCCCAUGCCGUCAGCGACGGCAGGGUACCAUGGCGCUGCCGCAGCUGCUGGGUCGUCAGCCACGCUGCCGAGUCGCAGUAAGAGCCUGGAUGUGCUGGCAGAGGCCGUGUGUCAGAACUGCCGACUGCAGUCGCUGGCCGCUACCGACUCCGGCAUGGGCUCAAUGUCGCUGACGGCGCCCACCGAUAGCCCGCUCUGGCUCGGCUGGCAUAGCUCUGAAACGGGCGCAGGCGCUGCUGCCGGCGGCCAGGGUGACUCAAACUUCCUGGCCCAGACCCAUCUGGCCCAGUCCAAUCCGGACCUGCUGACAGCCGACUACGCGGAGAGUCCGGUGUGUGACGAGGACGACGACGACGAGUCCUACAGUGUCGGUGUUAGCCACUGCAAGGACUGCGGGUGCUUGUUUCGUGAGCCGCUGCGGAGUAGUCCCAACGUGCGCGUCGAGUUCGAGCAAGACUACAUGUGCUGAUCUGAGUCAUAGCACGUCGUGCUUGUGUGUGUGUGUGUGUGGUGUGUGUGUGUGUGUGUGUGUGUGUGUGCGUGUGUGUGUGCGUGUGUGUGUGCGCGCGCGAGGCAGCAAGCAAGCAAGGAGAAUGGCAAGAGAGAUGAAUAGAGGGCAUGAGUGAGCGUGGAAUACACAGAGUGUGCUGCAAGCUUUUACAACUACGUCCUCUGUCCUUCUGAACGCUGGCUGGCGUGCACAGUGUCACGAGUGAGCAAGGAGAGCCAUCUAAACACAUGCUCCAGCACACAGUGACAAGAGACUUGCUGCACGGACACAAGUCAGCUUUCCUCACUCACAGCCUUGGUAAGACACGUAUCUUGCCUAAUUCUCCAAAAUCCCGUUUUCAAUAGAGCUUGACUAAGCUCUCCUGCAUCAACCUUGCUUCAUUUUUCAUUUCUUUUUUUACCAAUGGUCCAGACUAUCAAUUGAUAACACGCCAUUUUCUCGAUCGAUCUUGAGCCACAGCCAGCGCUGCUACGCCUGAUUCAAUUCAAAUUUGUGCUGACAAUUUCUUACUUGAACCGCAUCCCUGCAUGGCUGGAAUUUCCGACCUAUUUCCAAGAAAUCACGGCUCCUUGAAAGUAAUCCGACUAUGCUCGUUGUCUGGGGCACAAAUUUA
Sycon ciliatum is the source of this 1998-nucleotide messenger RNA. RefSeq lists its product as uncharacterized. The record is from RefSeq and is a predicted model, not a curated record. The coding region runs from base 402 to 1343 and encodes 313 amino acids. NCBI's taxonomy places the organism in Eukaryota, Metazoa, Porifera, Calcarea, Leucosolenida, Sycettidae. The transcript has 2 exons.